Molecule: messenger RNA, 2260 nt
Organism: Cavia porcellus (domestic guinea pig)
Lineage: Eukaryota; Metazoa; Chordata; Mammalia; Rodentia; Caviidae
Gene: Lrrc3
Product: leucine rich repeat containing 3
Exons: 2
Coding region: 655-1428 (257 amino acids)
Cellular component (GO): voltage-gated potassium channel complex
Molecular function (GO): transmembrane transporter binding; potassium channel activator activity; voltage-gated potassium channel activity
Source: RefSeq, a predicted model, not a curated record
AGGUCCCCGCCCCGCCACCCUCAGGCUCCGCCUUCGGCCCGGCCCGCCCCGCAGCCAGCGCCCUCCUCACCCCGCGCGGGCCGGCGUGGGUUCUGCCUGGUCUCCGCCGCGGGUGGCCUGUCUCCGGCCCAGGCUCCCGGAGCCGCGCCGCGGCGCAGGUACUGCCGCCGCCCCUUCCGUGCACGUCCCCGGCCGACCCGAGCCUCGCCCCGGCCGCGCACCCCGCCAGCCAGCUCCAUUCCAGCCCCUGCCCGCCUUCAUUCUCGACUGCGAUUUUUAGGGUGUCACCGUCCGCGGGUGCCGAGAGAAGGCAGGUCACACCACCUUUCCCCAGGAUCGACUGGCCACCGUUCGGCCCCGCUGACCGAGAAGCAGCCGGCGCUUCCCGGGGCGCCACGCGGAGUCGCCACGCGGAGACGGGGCGUGGGUUCUGGCUGGGUGUGACCAGGCCUGCCUGGCCGCGGACAGUGCCCGCUGACGCUGCUGUGGGUGAUCAUCAGAGUGGCCGUGGGCGUCUCCGGGAGCAAGGGACAAGCAGAGCCCAGCGCCGUGGCAGUUGCAGACAUGUGAGGAAGGUGUUGGUACCUGUGGGGGACCCGCUGCACUGUGGGGCCUGGCCAGAGCCCAGAGGAGGAACCACCCCGGCUGGGCAGGAUGGGCCUCAGGGGCAAGCAGAGCCCCAGGUCCCCACUGGCCCCUGCCCAGGGCCCUUGGUUCUUCCUCCUCCUCUGCCUGCACCUGGGUGCUGCCUGCCCGCAGGCCUGCAAGUGCCCUGACCACACGGGGCCUGUGGCAGUGCACUGCAGUGACCGUGGCCUGCAGGAGGUCCCUGGGGACAUCCCAGCCGACACUGUGCUCCUGAAGCUGGACGCCAAUAGGAUCUCCCGCAUUCCCGACGGCGCCUUCCAGCACCUGCACCAGCUGCGCGAGCUGGACCUGUCCCACAACGCCGUGGAGACCAUUGGCCCUGCUGCCUUCUCUGGCCUGGCCGGUGGCCUGCGACUGCUAGACCUGUCACACAACCGAAUCAGGAGGAUCCCCAAGGAUGCCCUGAGCAAGCUGGGUGCCAAGAUCCGCCUGUCCCACAACCCGCUGCAUUGCGAGUGUGCCUUGCAGGAGGCGCUCUGGGAGCUGAAACUGGACCCUGACUCGGUGGAUGAAAUGGCUUGCCACACCUCCGUGCAGGAGGAGUUCGUGGGCCAGCCGCUGAUCCAGGUGCUGGACUCGGGCGUCAGCCUCUGCAGUACCCAUCACAGGACCACAGAUGUGGCCAUGUUGGUCACCAUGUUCGGCUGGUUCACCAUGGUCGUCGCCUACAUCGUGUACUACGUGCGGCACAACCAGGAGGAUGCCCGGAGGCACCUGGAGUACCUGAAGUCCCUGCCCAGCGCUCCAGUGCCCAAGGACCUCGGCAGCCCUGUGCCCUAGUGCUUGUGGCCCGCAGGCCACCGUCCUCCAGCUGCCCUGGGCUUCCUGGCAAGUAGAGACCAUUAUGUACCUUUGAUGUCACCAGGGAGGGGUGUGACAGCAUCUUUGGUCCAGAGCUGUAGUCUGGCGAGUUCCUCCAUGUGCUGCUGUCCCUGGGCACUCAGGAGGGAGGAAACUGAGCCUUGGAGAAUGGGGACUCUCCAGACCACACCAUCAGGAUGUGGUCUGCCUCGGACAGAAGCCCGUGCCCCUUCCAUCCUACUAGGGACACAGAGACAUGAGGAGAGGCUUGUCUUUGAGUGACCCUAGGCACCCCUGGCAUGGGGCUGUGUGCCCUGUUUCCAGAGCAAAGUACUGGGGAUCCGGCUCCCUGGGGUGAGGGGGGGGGUGGGGUGUGCACUGAACCUGGCUCUCAGAGUGACCUUGCUGCUGAUGUUUCAGUCCAUUGAAGGGAAAAACACGGAGAAAAUCAGACACACGUGGCCCCGCCGGCUUCCGAGCUCUGGCCGGGCCUGCUCAGUGAAAAGGCCUGGACUUGGUCACUGUCGUGCCUUGCUUUUCUACGCAUUUAAAAUCCACAAGGACCCUUUUUGGAGGACAAGGGACCGGCGUGUGGCCUUUCCCAGCUGACCCACAGAUGCUGCUUUCCUUGGCAACCAGGAACUUUCCUUUUUCACCUUUACUGCCAGUAAUCUCAGAGCGCAUUUACUGCUCAGGUCUCUUACCUAGGUCACUUCAUGUUCAGGCUAGAUGUUACUUCCACCUGUGACUCUAAUUUUACUUCUUACUGUCUUUUUGUAUGCCUGUUUAUAUUUAAACUACUUCAAAUAUC